This is a messenger RNA of Emiliania huxleyi CCMP1516, 2256 nucleotides long. RefSeq lists its product as hypothetical. Lineage: Eukaryota; Haptophyta; Isochrysidales; Noelaerhabdaceae. Bases 1 to 2256 code for a protein of 751 amino acids. The transcript has 4 exons. The record is from RefSeq and is a predicted model, not a curated record. Gene Ontology annotation, molecular function: hydrolase activity, hydrolyzing O-glycosyl compounds.
AUGACUGUGGUCCCCGCGCUGUCGGAGCCUCCGGCGCAGCAGCCCAAGGGAAAUUGGAAGACAAGGAAACCCGAACUCAUCCGUGAGCUCCAGUUACAUCCGACCGUCAACAGAAGAGUUCGCUUUGUUAUCGGCGGGCACUCGCUGCUACAGAAGAGCAAGGCAAUUGCUCGUCCCACGAGACGCCCCAGCGCAACUGCCCUCAGUCUCGUGAGCAGCGUCAGACAGCGACAGCUUGCUGACGCCGACGUCGCCGACUGGUUUGCGCCCAUCAAGAAUGGCAUAAACCUCGACGUGGCACGGCCGAGCAGCGGCGUCUGGUUCAAGUGGCAGUACGAUAAGUCGCAGAUGCAGGCGAUCGUAGAGGCGGGCUUUGCGUCUGUUCGCAUAUUCAUGCCCUAUGCCGCCAAGCUGGAGGAGACGCAAGAACAGAUCGAAGACGCGCUGGACGCCGGGCUCUCUAUCGUCGUGUGCAUGUGGGGCCUCAACGACUGGGCGAGCAACGUGGCGAAGGGCGAGAGGGAGAUCGCCAACGGCGGGUCCAACGGCGAAGGGUGGGGGCCGCUAGCCCUCGCAUGGAAGGGCUUCUCCAAUCGGCUCGUCUUCGAGGUGCUGAAUGAGCCAGAAGGCAUCGGCUUUGCCAAGACCAGCGCGGGCAACACCAACGCGAUGAAGAUGUAUAACGCGGCGGUGCAGGCUAUCCGCAACGCUGAUCCCGACCGCCCGAUUCUAGUCGGCAGCCCAGGGCUCAACGACGCCGAGCUUCUCGAGUAUGUGACCCGGCAGAGCCUCCCGUACACCUUUCUUGACGGCGGCCAUUUUCACAACGAUCCGAACAUGGGCGUGGCGAUCCACUUCUACGAGCCGAGGCACCCCUCAAUAGUACCUGGCAUCACCAACGCGCAGCAGACCAACUUCGCGAUGUGGAUCGGCAGCCUGACACAAGCGGAUUCGGAGUGGCGGGACGGGAUCAAGGUGUGGCAAGCGCCGAUCAAGCUGCAGUUUGACUUUGUGGACGAUUGGCGCAACAUGGUGGGCCACUCCAACAUCCCCGUCGCAACCACCGAAUGGGGCUGCUGGAUGUGGGAGAGCCGCAGCCAGAGCGACGACUUCCGGCGGUGGCUCGACUACACAAUGGAGCAGUUCGCUGCGCACGAUGUCGGCCAGAUGUGGUACGUGGGAGUCAUGUCCAACCAGUACGCCUACACCAUUUUCGACUCGGAGACCGGCUGGGACGCCGCCAUACUCCCCAAGCUGACGGGAGAGCAGCCGCCAACGAGUUGGCCGCCGAUCAACCAGAUGCUCAACGGCGAGUUCCUGCGCACUUCGUGGUCGGACGCGACGCAGGCGCUCCCGUGGGUCGCGACCGGCGUCCAAAUGGUGAUCAUCGACGAUUGCCGCGCUGCGUUUGGCACUUACGACUGCGGGGAUGCCGGCUUCAGCGGCAGCACCAUGCUCAAGCUGGAGGGCACAGGCGGCCAGCUGUCGAUUCAGACGUACCCUGCCGGAGAUGGCACGACUGGCUCUCCGCCCUUUGAGGGAAUCUACGGUCCGCAGGGCCGGACAAUGCUGCACCUCACCCAGGGCGCGAGCUACAGCCUGCGGUUCCUCGCCGGCACCAGAGCGGGAUCGCAAGGGGUCGUGCGCGCGCGGCUCAAGGCGGCAGGAGGCGCCUUGAUCCACCAGUUCAAUGCGAUCACGGUCUCGGGCCCGCCCACGGCCAGCCACCAACUGAGCUACACUCAUAGCGCCGCCGACGCGAUGGACGUGCGCCUCGAGUUCGACUUUGGAGCGGCACAACAAGUUAUCUACCUCGACAAGGGCGACACAUUCAUCCUCGGGAGCGAGACUCUGACUAUCACCAGCUUUGACGGAUAUGACCGCCGUCGUUCGCUCGUUGCCACUGCCCGCUUGCUCUCCGAGACGGAUGUCACCGUUUCCUUCACACCAGCACUGACGAGCAACUACCCUGCUAGCUUCACAGAGACACUGUCGGCGCCGUCACCGCCUCUCUCCUCGCCUCUCUCGCCGCCGUCCGGCGCACUCGAGCUCUCCGGAGACGAUGGCAGCGAUAACUUCCUCCUCCUCCUUCUCGCCGUAAUUCUCGCGGCGCUUGUUGGUAUCCUCAUCAUCGUUGUCGUUUUGGUCGUCUUUGUGCGGCGCGCCGGGGAGGCUCGCCAGGCUGAGCGGCAGCAAAGGGGGAAGAGCCCCGCAAGCUCGCAUGGCGAGCGGGCGAGCGUUCACGCGUAUCUCUAG